GGAGAAUACCUUACGUUUUAUCUUAAGGUUUUAUCUGCAUUUAUCACACAAUAUUAUAAACCGUACCCUGCUGGUGUGUGUAUAUUCUGCGAGCGGUUGACCUGACAUCAAUUCAACUUUCGCCUUUAUUCGUUUAUAAGCCAAUGGCUUCACCACUACUGGAGGGGAUGUCCAGCAGAAAGCGAAGGCCCAACUGGACCGACCAGGAGUGUCUUCUUCUGGUCCAGUUAAUGCAAGAGAGGAAAGACAUAAUCCGAGGGAAGUGCAGCACCGGCGUGUCCAUACAAGAUAAGAGACAAGCGUGGGAAGAGAUAGCUCAAGCCAUCAACACCGCCUUCCCGCAGAUUCAGCGCACGGUUUUUGACUGUAACAAAAAAUGGGAAAAUUUGCUGGCCAAGUCAAGGGAGGAAAUCAAAAGGCAGAAAAGGCAGUUGGGGAAAGAUGAAGACCUGGCACCUGAACAGUUGAGUAAAAUGACCCAAAUAGUGCUGUCUGUGAUGAACCUCUCAGACCGGCUGCUGCAGGAUAGAAAAGACCCUUCGAUCAUACAGUUUGCAGAAUCACAAAGCUGUGAUAAAGAAGAAAACAACUAUGCAACAGGUGAAACAUCCAGUGUCAAACAUCCGCUGCCCGAGCUCUGGUUCCCUGCUUACACCGCCUCGCAAACUGCACACUCAGAGCACUCGGAGCACUUUGAGGAUCCGUCUACCUCUCCAUCGGCACACAAAAUGAGCCCUCUAACUAACGUCCCCAGCUCACUGACAGUGCAUUUGCACAGCCCCUGCGCCACCGUGCCCACCGCUGCACCCUCCGCUCAGUACACGACUUUGCAAGAGCGAAUGGAUUUGGAAAUGUCUGUCCUUCGACGACAAGAAGCAGUCCUCAAGCUCCAAGAGGAAUAUUACACUCUUAAAAUUAAGCAGUUGAAAAAAGCAAUUGGGACAGAUAGUUCAUAAAAAAAACUUAAAGUAAUUGAAAGAAGACCUGUUGCACUGUGGAAACGUUUGGCUGGUUGUAAAAUCUGAGCAAGGCAAAUUCAGUGAAGUGGUACAAAGAUUUACUAGAGUUGUGGUUUAGGUUCUUACCCAUAUUGUGGUGUUCACUACUCCAGUGGUCAUCAACUACAUUUGUCCAAGAGCCAGGAUUUUUCUAUUUCACUUUAACACAAAAUUAAUGUUAUUUUUAUUAGCCUGUAUCAGUGUGAGCAAACUCCUAAAAAACAUGGGAACGUAAUAAUACAUAAUAAUACCUAGAUAAUUAACUAGAAAUUGCUCUUAGAGAAAGUUCACUCAGGAGUGAUGGUUCAAAUCUCUAAUACCGGGAAUAAUUUUGCGAAUGAAAUUGCCUAAUCUUGUUCUGAGUGGCAGGAAUUAUUAAUCAACUUGAACUGGUUUUGGUGCUAUUAUGCAGUAUCCUGAUUUAUGGAAAAUGUUAGCAGGAAGGAAAACCUUUUGAGUUUUUUUGUCAGGCAGGCAAAAGCCAAAAAUGUCUCUUAAAAAUCAAAAUGGGAAACACAAACACACACACACACACACACACACACACACACA
Myripristis murdjan (pinecone soldierfish) is the source of this 1550-nucleotide messenger RNA. RefSeq lists its product as uncharacterized. Gene Ontology annotation, cellular component: nucleus. The transcript has 4 exons. NCBI's taxonomy places the organism in Eukaryota, Metazoa, Chordata, Actinopteri, Holocentriformes, Holocentridae. The coding region runs from base 144 to 956 and encodes 270 amino acids. The record is from RefSeq and is a predicted model, not a curated record.